Molecule: messenger RNA, 495 nt
Organism: Durio zibethinus
Lineage: Eukaryota; Viridiplantae; Streptophyta; Magnoliopsida; Malvales; Malvaceae
Source: RefSeq, a predicted model, not a curated record
AUGGAGACAUCCAAAGCCUCGUCUUGGUGGACUGUUGAGUUGAAUGAGCGAUUUGUAGAGCUUGGAGGACCAGACGAGGCCACACCAAAGAUCACAUUGAAAAUCAUGGGAGUUGAGGGUCUUACUCUUUACCAUCUUAAGAGCCAUCUUCAGAGAUUUGCAUUUAACCUGCGAGGUAUUGUCCGCUUUGAUCCGAAGGUCUCACGGUUCAGAAACACGAAACACCUUCAAAUGAGGAUUGAUGAUCAAGGAAUAUAUAUGCAGACAAAACUGGAGAAAGCAGCUGCACAAACACUUUCUGAGGAAAUUCCAAACUCUCAAUGCUACAAAUAUUUUGAAACCGCUUAUAUGGAAAAACAGUGGAAGAAUAUAAACAUUAAGAACCUUGAGAGUCCCAUGGUUAUUUGGUCUGAUGAUUUACAGCCCGAUGAUAUUGUAAUAGCAACUCCUGAUUUUCAUUCAGAUGGAGAUUCUUUCAAAGAUGACCACCUUUGA